Emiliania huxleyi CCMP1516 is the source of this 342-nucleotide messenger RNA. RefSeq lists its product as hypothetical. The annotation marks the transcript as partial. The record is from RefSeq and is a predicted model, not a curated record. The transcript is spliced from 3 exons. Lineage: Eukaryota; Haptophyta; Isochrysidales; Noelaerhabdaceae.
GACGACGUGCGCGGCUUUGUGCACGCGGUCGACUGGACCGAGCCGUGGCUCAAGGGCCUGCUCGGGCUCCACCUGUCCGUGUGGGCUGUGGUCAUUGUGACGCGGCGCGUCAACGAGUUGCAGAUGGCGCUCCUCGUUGCGAUCCUCGGUGCAGUCUACGGCGCGGAGCGGCUGAACGCGCUCGGCGCGGCGCACUGGCGCGAGUUUGCCACCCAAGACUACUUUGACGAGCGCGGCGUCUUCGUUGCGCUCCUCUACUGCACGCCCUUGCUGCUCGCGGCGGGCUUCAUUCUGCUCAACGCCCUGCGCACGACCGCGAGACUUCUCGUCGAGGUGCGACGG